AUGGAAUCUCCAAAGAAACUCAAAAUUGCAAGCUUAGGCAGCUCUUUCGCUGCUGGUCCUGACAUCCCCCCACAAAUCGAACCACGUGCCGCAUUGCGAUCAGGGCAGAACUACCCCCAUCUUCUGGCGCAGCACUUGAAUGCUGAUCUCACUGAUCUAUCCGUAUCUGGUGCAACGUUGCUCAACAUAACAGUCGAACCACAGGCUACGCCCUUCAACAUGACCUUCCCACCGCAAAUCACCGGCCUGCCCGAAGAUUCCAAUAUCAUCACCGUGACCGCUGGAGGAAACGAUAUAAACUACAUUGGCGGCAUGAUCGCCGAUGCUUGCGAUGCCGAGCUCCAAUCGUCCGUGUCACUAUCACCGAGCGAAUUGGCAGAACGGUUAGGGGGGAGUCCUCGAUGA
Molecule: messenger RNA, 405 nt
Organism: Penicillium mononematosum
Lineage: Eukaryota; Fungi; Ascomycota; Eurotiomycetes; Eurotiales; Aspergillaceae
Exons: 1
Coding region: 1-405 (134 amino acids)
Molecular function (GO): hydrolase activity, acting on ester bonds
Source: RefSeq, a predicted model, not a curated record